This is a messenger RNA of Prorocentrum cordatum, 2058 nucleotides long. The record is from the annotation of a GenBank genome assembly. Lineage: Eukaryota; Dinophyceae; Prorocentrales; Prorocentraceae.
AUGGGCGACGCGGUGCCGAUGACCAGAAUCAGCGAUUGCCACGAGAAGGGCAAGGCGAAAUUCAUCGUGGCCUUCAGCGCGCGCCUGAACAUGGCGGCGGUGCUGGAGGCACUGAUUCAGGCGGGAGCGGAGCACCAGCAGGGGAUGGCGCCGAUGUCACACGUGGAGCGAGUCGUGUACACUCAGCUGCAGGAGUUAGACGGCCUCAUGAAGUACGUACUAAGCGAGCCUCCAGCGGAAAAGGGAAGAAGGAUGGAGCUAGCAGUGAGACGGCAAGCGUCCUUCGAGCGCUGGUCCCAGAGGCAGCCGUACAUGUCCCGGCAGCUGUACUCCUGGGACCCCAUAGAGCUGGACCAACGGUACAGCGGCACCACCUGCGUGUCCGUGCUGGUGGACCAAGUCCAGCGAUUGCUGCACGUCGCCAACGUCGGCGACUCGAGGGCGGUGCUCGGGCGGGAGAUUCCUGACGCGAAGACGCCUCGGUUUCAGGCGAUCGCGUUGACGCAGGACCAGAAGCCAGAUGACGAAGAGGAGCUCGACAGAAUACGCAUGUCUGGAGGACACGUUCAGAGGGCCCUCGACGAGGAGGGCAACGAAGUGGGCCCAGCUCGGGUCUGGGACGGACCGAAUUGCAUGAAGCCAGGGCUCGGGAUGAGCCGCACCCUUGGUGACGGCUGCGCUCGGGAGUGCGGCGUCAUCGCAGACCCUGUGGUGGCAGCCAGCGACUCGCACGCGUCAGGAUCGCUUCAUCUUGAUCGCCACAGACGGCCUGUGGGAUUCAGUUCCGAACGAGGAGGCUAUCCGCAUCUGCUCGAAGUUUCUCCAUUUGCCUGACGUCGCCCUGAAAGCUCUCGUUAAGGCCGUGCGAGAAGAGGAGGGCGGCCAGCUCACCGACGACACCACCAUCGUCCUCGUGGUCUUCAAGGACGCGGGCUCCUAGAGAGAGCCCCCCUCGGCGGCCUGCGGCCGAAAGCGGCCCCGCGGCCGAGGGGCCGCGCGCUCGUCCACGAAGCUCGUGCGGGCCGCCCACCAGGGCCGGGCGACGGCCCGCCAUGGGCCCGCCCCGCGGGCCCUCCCCGAACGUUGGGCCUACUGUAGGUGCCUUGCGCAGCCACCGUCCCGCCCAGCAGCUGCAAGGGGAACACUGGCGCCGCGAGAGGCAGUCGUCAAGACGCCCUUCGUCUAUCCUCUGAGUCUGCGGAGGCUUCGAGGACCCCCUCUGCAGCCGCAGAGGGCUCGACGGUCGAUGUUUCUGAAAUGGCCAUUCACGAUCGCGCUGCCAAACCAUAGCAAGGGCAGCGGGAGGCCUUCCCAACGAGGGCACGGGAAGCCUUUUGCAACGGGGGCUGUGCGGCCUUCAUAACCCGAGGGGCACCCUGUCGCCAUCCCUACCGACUGGUGGAAGACAGGACGGGUGCCCCCAGGAGUUUUUGCCGAGGCGCCCUGGGCUCUCCUGCCAGUGGUUUCGGCAAGGGCAGCAAUCGGUCGGGCAGUGUAUCCAGCAGGUUUUUGAACUGGCAGCUUCAGAGCUGGCCUAGCUCCUCGAGGGCCGGAAGACAUUUCAAAGUCUCCCUUGCGCGCAGUUCUCACCCUCACGCUUUGCCACAGGCAUCGUCACUGAUACAACAACAGUCGGUGAACAUGAGACUAAGUCGUCUACUUCUGUUCUUGGCAGCCUGAGUGCGCGCGGAAGCACAUGACUAAUUUAAAUCUUUCGGCGCCGAGACAUGGCUUCAGAGACUGAAUUGGAUUUCUCCAGCCGGUCUAUUCGAUUGUGAGUCUUGCUGUUUGUCUUUGUGCGCGUUGUGAGUUUCAAGUAUGUGUCCAGCUCUCCUGUCACAUGGCGCAAGCGCUGGACAGGAUCCCUCGCGGCCAUGCCAUAGGGCAGAUAAGGCGGCGGCAAGUGUUUCAAAUUUCGGUAUGAACAUGCUGCACAAAGUCCGUGGGACGAAUAUUCCAAGCCAGAGUAGAACUUGGAUCUGUCGCACUGUUGUUUGAAAAAGUAUCAUCACUUUCUCGCUGGAGCUGGCAGAGCGGCGAGUCGAUGGAGGGGGCUGG